Molecule: messenger RNA, 585 nt
Organism: Sclerotinia sclerotiorum 1980 UF-70
Lineage: Eukaryota; Fungi; Ascomycota; Leotiomycetes; Helotiales; Sclerotiniaceae
Exons: 3
Coding region: 1-585 (194 amino acids)
Source: RefSeq, a predicted model, not a curated record
AUGGCUACAAAGAGUUUUCGAACCAGAAUCAAAGAAAAUAGAAUCCAAAGAGUUGAAUGGGUAGAACUCUUCCAAAAGAUUAGAACAAAGGCACUCAACUCUUCUAAUAUUAAAGCUAACUGGAAAGGGGCUGGUUUGACACCUUUUUCCCCACGAAAAGUGCUUGAUACAUUACCAUUUAACUCCUCCCAGCAACCUUCUACUUCACAAAUAAGAACUACCAAUCAAGGCCUAGACUUUUCUAUACUCAGAAGUUCUCCCCCAAAUGGGACAGAACUAAGGCAAGCAAAUCAGACCUUUAAUUCAGCUUUAGCAGGCAGCGAUUUUCCUGCAUCAUCAAUUCGUCGAUAUGUCAAGAGGAUGACUAGGUUUGUAGAAUCUCAAAAUGCUGAGAUAAUUCUAUUUAGGAAACAAUUUGCUGAUGAAAAGCCUAAGGAGAAAAAGCCAGGAGGACGGCCACGCAAACAUCCAAUUGAAGAAUUAGAGGAGGAGACUGAAGAGGAAGAGUUAGAGAAUAGUUCAAAUAAUUCAGAGUUGGAAUUAGAGGAAUGUGUAGCUCGUAGAACAAGAUCGCAUGUAAAAUAA